Penicillium concentricum is the source of this 2475-nucleotide messenger RNA. Its product is annotated as putative serine/threonine protein kinase (Prp4). The transcript has 2 exons. Gene Ontology annotation, biological process: peptidyl-serine phosphorylation; mRNA cis splicing, via spliceosome; peptidyl-threonine phosphorylation. NCBI's taxonomy places the organism in Eukaryota, Fungi, Ascomycota, Eurotiomycetes, Eurotiales, Aspergillaceae. Gene Ontology annotation, molecular function: protein serine/threonine kinase activity; ATP binding. Bases 1 to 2475 code for a protein of 824 amino acids. The record is from RefSeq and is a predicted model, not a curated record.
AUGUCGCAUCCCAGGUCGAGGUCCCCAUCAGUCCCCUCUGAGGGUGAGAUCGUCGAAUCAGGCCCAGAGACGAAGGCAACUGCGUCAAAACCUCCUCUUAAUGGCACCAGCGUUGACCGUCCCACCAGAGCUAGCCCAUCCUCUGCGCCCAGAUCUCCCGAGUCGUUGAAAGGCACUCGAUCGCCACCCCGGCAGAGGUCGCGGACCAGGUCGCUAUCGAGAUCCCGUUCUCGCUCCCCGUACAGAGAGAACAAGACCCAAAAGCGCAGCCACGAUGAUCCCGAAUCCUAUGAUGGUGGCUACGACCGACGACCCCGCCAGGAGCCUUCGCGACGUUACAGGUCUAGGUACGACGAAAGACGCCGUGACAGACCCGCUCCCAACCGGCGCCCAAACUCAUACUACGACUAUGAUCGCGAAGAGACCCAUGGAGAAGCCCUACGAUACAGUGAUGAUUACGACCGACAUGACAGACACAAGGACAAGAGGCAACGCACCCGCAGCCGCAGCCGAUCCCCUUACCGUGAAUCGAGAAAACCCAAGCAGUAUUCAGGCGAUGAACUUGAUUCAAACGUGGUUAAUGCCAGGUCUUCAACGGCUACCGGACGGCGCUUGCCCACUCAACAGUUGGUGAGGGAACGAGGAAAGGCUUCGGUCGUCUCUCAGGACUUGAGGCUUGGUGCUGAAAAACAAAAGAACCAGGUGCAGGCUUCUUCUAAUCUUCAAGCACAUGUGGCUGACGAAGAAACCACCCCUAACCCGGAGAUUGCGCAAGAGCCGGAGCUCGCUGAGCCCAUUAACGAAGCCGAUGCACUUGAAGCUCGCCGGAAACGCCGUGAAGCUAUUCGGGCGAAACACCGAAGCCAAGCGACGCCACUACAUCUCAAAGCACUGAAUGUCGGUGACGUUGAAACGGACUCAUCCACGCCUGGCACUGAGGCAACUAGCCCAAAGGAAGCAUCUGGUGGGUUUCUCUCCGACAAGCUUACCUUGAUAUCAGCGAGACUGACCCCUUUAAACUCGAUAGAUUCUCCACGAGCAUCUCCCUUUGAACAAUCCGGGGAGGCAUUCCCUGGUUUUAGUAUAGGAAAAGACAUGGACGUGGUCAACGCCAAUGCACCUCUUUUCGGUACUGAUAAGGAUGAUCCCUCUGCUGCUGAUUAUGAUCCAACUCUUGAUAUGAAGGAAGAAAGGCAAAAGCAUGCGAAUGUACAGAAUGAAAAGGACGACGUUUCCUCUGCCGCAUACGAUGAAACCAAGGCUAGCAAGCAGGACAUUCUCCUCCCUGAUGCUCCCCCGGUGCCAGCGCCAAAGGCAGAGGCAUUCGAUAUGUUUGCAGACGACGACGAUGACAUGUUCGCAGAGGAAGCGCCUGACGCCAAGCCGGCUCAUGCUUCGGCCACAGCUGUACCCCAGGGCAAAGAAUUGGACAUCAGCAUGAUGGACAACUGGGACGAUUCGGAAGGUUAUUACGCUGUUCGACUCGGAGAGCUGAUCAACGGACGAUACCAUGUCCACCAAAACCUUGGCAAGGGAAUGUUCUCGUCCGUCGUACGUGCAACUGACACCCAGACAGGUAGUCUGGUUGCCGUCAAGAUAAUUCGCCAGAACGCCAUAAUGCGCAAGGCUGGUAUGAAGGAGAUUGGCAUCCUAGAGCAACUACAGGAAGCCGACCCGGAGCACAAAAUGCACACCAUCAAGUUCGACCGAUACUUCGAUCACAAGGGUCACUUGUGCAUGGUGUUUGAGAACCUCAGCAUGGAUUUGCGUGAGGUCCUGAAAAAGUUCGGUAGGGACGUUGGCUUGAACCUGCGCGCAGUCCGGGCCUACGGCCAACAGAUUUUCCUUGGGCUAUGUCUCCUCCGCAAGUGUAACAUCCUACAUGCAGAUCUCAAACCGGAUAAUCUUCUUGUGAACGAGCAACGCAACAUUCUGAAAAUUUGUGACCUGGGUUCGGCGUCGCCGGCCUCUGAUAAUGAGAUUACGCCAUACCUCGUCAGUCGGUUCUACCGUGCCCCGGAAAUCAUUCUGGGUAUCCCUUACGACUACGCCAUCGAUGUCUGGUCCAUUGGCUGUACCCUCUUUGAGCUGUACACAGGCAAAAUUCUCUUCACCGGCCGCGACAACAACCAGAUGCUUCGCUCCAUCAUGGAGUGUCGGGGCAAGUACCCGCCGAAGCUCCUGCGCCGCGGAACCCUGGCGCCUCAUCACUUUGAUGAAAUGCUCAACUUCCACAGCGUGGAGCAAGAUAAGAUCACCGGCCGCCUCCACACCAAGAUUGUGGACUUUAAGAAACCGACGCGCGACUUGAAGACUCGCCUCAUGGCACAAGGAACACGCGGGAUGCCCGAUUCUGAGGUCAAAGAGCUGACAAUGUUCUUGGACUUACUCGAUCGAUGUUUGAGUCUCAACCCUGAGAAACGGAUCACGCCGGCUGAGGCUUUGAAACACCCGUUCCUGGCGCCUAGGGUGUAA